GGAGUUAUUUUCCCAGAGUCUGAGCAGAAGCCUGCCUCUCUCCAUCGCCGUUGCUGGCUGUGCCGUCCCUUUACGCGUAGAGCAUUACGCAUCAGUGGACUAUAGAGCGAGGACCCCGCACAGCACUGCACCUUUAAAGUCUUAUAGGAAACCCGUAUCACCCAUUCCUCCCGGACUGCUUUGGACUUAAAGGCAUCCCGCGUUUUCCGAGAAGUCUGGACAACUACUCUUCUUCCUCCCCCCCUCCUUUUUUACCCUUGGAUCUAUAGCUGCCGAAAAGCGCGCUCCUGUGCAUUAAAAUGCAAGUCGGACGCAAAUCGUGUUGGAGGCAAUUGCAGGCUUCUUUUUUCAGACUGCUGUGUCUUAUCCCCACAGGAUUCCCCGUCCGGAGUGUGGAUAUGCAGCGGGCCACCGACAACAUCACCAUCCGCCAGGGCGACACAGCGAUCAUAAGGUGUUAUGUUGAUGACAAAGUGUCCAAGGUGGCCUGGCUCAAUCGAUCCAACAUCAUCUUUGCCGGCCAGGACAAGUGGUCCCUGGACCCCAGAGUAGAUCUGGUCACUAAAGGCCAGCUGGAGUACAGCCUGCGCAUACAAAAGGUGGAUGUUUAUGACGAGGGAUCGUACACCUGCUCCAUACAGACUAAGCAGCAGCCCAAGACCUCACAGGUCUACCUCAUUGUACAAGUUCCAGCCAACAUCUACAAGGUGUCAGAAGACAUCACAGUGAAUGAGGGCAGUAACGUGACACUCAGUUGUUUGGCCAAUGGCAGGCCAGACCCUGCAAUCACCUGGCGGCUCCUCAACCCCUCAGCAGAGCCGUUGGAUGGAGAGGAGUACCUGGACAUUAUAGGCAUCAUGCGAAACCAAGCGGGUCGUUAUGAAUGCAAGGCCAGCAACGACGUCGCCACACCUGAUGUCAAAUACGUCAAUGUGGUUGUCAGCUACCCUCCGACAAUAAAGAAAACCCAGAGCUCAGAGACUCCGGUGGGCCGCAUGGGGACACUGCAGUGUGAAGCCACCGCUGUGCCCACACCAGAGUUUGAAUGGUACAGAGACGAAAAAAGGCUGUCCAAUGCCCAGGGCAUCAAUAUCCAAAUUCUUGGCAGUACCACUAUUCUCAUGAUUGCCAACGUCACCGAAGAGGAUUAUGGGAACUAUACCUGUGUGGCCUCGAACCGACAGGGCGUCCAGAAUGCUAGUCUUUUCCUUUAUAGACCUGGGACGGGUCGAGAUAUCAACGGCUCCGCCUGUGUAUCUCAAUCACUGUGGCUCCUGCUGGCCUGCUUCGCCUGCCUUUUCUUCAAGUGUUAAUACCGCUAUCCUCCUCCUCUUCUUCUUCUUCCCCUUCCUGGCCUUCCUUACUCCUCCUCCUCCUCUUCCUCCUCCUCCUCCUCCUCCUCCUCCUCCUCCUCCUCCUCCUCCUCCCCCUCCUCUUCCUCCUCCUCCUCCUCCUCCUCUUCCUCCUCCUCCUCCUCCUUUACAGCUCACCGACAUCCUUAUUGCUACCUUAUUACCAACUUUACCGCCCCCCAACCCAGACUGUUUGCAUCAUGAUAUGAAAACCUUACGUGCUCUUUAGCACUGCUUACAGAUAUUACAAAAAGCGAUGGGUUAUGAGUAAAAUGUUAUAAGAACAACAACAAAAAAAAACAAUGAAAUGAAGGACAGAACAAGCAAACAGUGCUCUCUUAAAGAAUCGCAUUGUUCUUUUUAAUUCGUAUGCACUUCUUUGUUUCUGCUAUAUCUUGUCUUCGGGGUCUGGAACGGGUGUGUUGUGUUUUUGUCUUCAUGGGAAUGAAAGCACAGGCACCCCGCUCACAAGGAUGCCAACAAUCAUUUGUUUCUAGAAGUACUGAAGACGUAAGGUGUAUUUCUUCUUACUCCCAUAGAUGCAUUAUGUUUACUUAAAUUUUAGAUUUAACCAAGUGUUUAACCAGUGCAUUACUGAGCAACAUGCAAAGUAUCUGCCAAAUAUUCAUAAACUAUAUAAGAUUUGAAACUAACACAUGCAGAAAUCAAAGGGAAAAUACUGCAGCUGAUUCUGUAAUGAGAUUAGAGCUUGAUAUUAAAAUCUGUACUACCAUAAUCUGAUGCUACUAGACUGAAGCAAAGAUAUAGAGCAUUAGCCGGAUAUCUCUCCAAUCAAUGACAUUGAUUCUAGAUGCAGCAGUCACUUGGGCUGUUGCCACCAAGCCCAAAAUCGAGGAUGCAGUGAAUAGAAGUGACUUGAUCCCACUGAGCUUAAACCAUGCGGAGUGCAAACCUGAGGAAAUUAGUUUAUCUGCUGAUGGAUACCUACAUCUUCAUCCAGUGGCUUUGCAACCACUCGCCUUUAUUCCAAAAGAAUUCCUCUUUUCUUUUGCAACAGGAAAAGAAACACAGUAGGUUAUAAUGAUGCGUACUGUACAUAGUAAAAUUUUGUAUUUCUCUAUGAUAAGACAACUUGUUCUGCCACUGUAACAACAGGAAACAGAGAAAAUUGUUGCAGUGUAUGUUGCUUGUUUGACAACCAACCAACCGUACUGGGCAGUUUGUCUCUGCUCCACAGCAGGCUGCACCCCAUUUAGCUACAUAAUACUGUACCACAUACAGUGUUUGCUUUUAGCUUAUGAGUUUUAGGAUCAUUCUUCUAUACUGCUGGAAUUUGGAUAAAAAUGUAUGACACCAAUGAAUGACUUACUUUUUAGUUUUUCUCUUUCAAAGAAGUAUGUGUGUUUUAAUAUGAAAUGAUACAGAAAAAUUCAUAAUAUAUUGAUAUUGAGGUUUUUUUUUUCUGUCUUUACCUCAUUCAUUUAAGUUGUGUGUAUAUAUACUUGAAUCCAAUGUCCUUAUACUAUAUGAGAAAAGGCAAAUUUUAUGUGUCCAUGUUUCUGAGUAGGGUAGCAAUUUGUUGAGGAUGAAUAACUUGUAGAUCUCUUGAACUGGCCACCCUGCUCUAUCAUGUGAACUGAAGCCCAUUAUACAAUGAUGUUUUUUUUUUUUUUUUUUUUAAAAAAGGUCUAGCAUUAAAAAGAAGAUAGUUUUGUGCAGUUAUUAUUGUACUUAUUCUUGAGAUGAUAUAAGUGCUGGCUUACAUGAUGUUAUAGGGAAUGGAAUAUUAUGUUUAGCUUGUAAUGCUCUUUCAUAUACCAGGAAUUCAAUAUGAGAGCAGAAAACACAUGAAUGCUUAUUCCCCUCAGUAGCCAUCAAGGCAAGUUUAACAAAAUGAUACCACUAAAUUACAUGUCCCAUGGCAGAUUUUCUCAUCACACUGAUCACUGAAUUUAUGUCUUUACGAACAAAGUGGUUCAAUGGAUACAACAUGUGUCAUAUUUAGUUAAACUCACAAGAAGAAGAUCUUUCAAACAGUUUUCAGGAAACAGCUCAUUGCUGCUCUGAUGAGAAUUGCUGAAACUGGUGCACUAUUAGCUGCCUUUUUUCGCCAUUUAUUUUGACCUACUGUAAGGUGACUAAUAGCGUACGGACUCCAGCGCCCAGCUCAGCCCCUCGACUGGAUGUGUGUUCAUUUCUCCGCUCUUCUAACAACCAAGCCGAGAUAGUACUAGUACUGUAAAACACACGUGUAAUUAAUGUCAUCCUUGUCAUGCAUUAAAGACAUUGUUCCCAGUG
Dicentrarchus labrax (European seabass) is the source of this 3611-nucleotide messenger RNA. It is a transcript of the gene lsamp, whose product is annotated as limbic system associated membrane protein. The transcript is spliced from 8 exons. The coding region runs from base 300 to 1313 and encodes 337 amino acids. The record is from RefSeq and is a predicted model, not a curated record. Lineage: Eukaryota; Metazoa; Chordata; Actinopteri; Moronidae. Gene Ontology annotation, cellular component: neuron projection.